AUGGCCCUGGCUAUGAUACAUUCCUGCGGCCUGGCCAGGAAGUGCUACUCGCCAUCGGACAAAUGCAACAAGAAACCCUUCAAGCCCAACGAGCCCUUGUGCGGCCAGCGGAUGUGCCCCCGGCCAGCCGCCAAAAAAGGCUUCCCCUUCUCCAAGUACAUCCCUCUGGGGUUCUUCAAGAAACUACUGUGCAAUCCCUGCUUUAGAGCGGCAGGCGGCCUGCUGGCCGGUCUGGUCCUGUUGGACAUGGGCGCGAGCGCGCUGCUGGACAAAGAGUCCUGCGACUCCUGCCACUGCGAGUUUUGGAAGACCCGGGCGGCGGCGAAGGCGGAGCGAAAGAGGAAGUGCGAAGAGCAGUGCAAGCGGCAGAAGGCCGAAGAGGCGAAGCGCCGCGAGGAGAUGAAGCGCAGGAGGGAGGAGGAGAAGGCCAAAAGGGAGGCGGAGAAGGCCAAAAGGGAGGCGGAGAGAGCCAAGAAGGAAGCCGAGAAGAAGCUGAAAGCGGCGCAGAGUAAAUGCUGAAUGGAAAUGGCACGUCGCAGGCCGUGUGCAUGAUAGGGUCCUUUUUGGCAGGCGCUUAUCUCUACGAUGCCUUUUUCAAGCCGCUGCUGUUGGGACCCGGUUUUUCGAAGUGCGAUUGUUGGAAGAACAAGGAAUUGAAGCACGUGCAACGGCCGAAGAAAUGCUUGAAACAACCAAAAUGCAGAAGUGUUGAUAAGAAAUGAGAGGAACAACGCGGGCGAAUAAGUCGCGAUUCGAGGUCGAGACGAAUAAAAAAUUAUUUUAAAAGAAACGUG
Molecule: messenger RNA, 794 nt
Organism: Phyllotreta striolata
Lineage: Eukaryota; Metazoa; Arthropoda; Insecta; Coleoptera; Chrysomelidae
Source: the annotation of a GenBank genome assembly